GUGGUGCACUUCAUUUCUAAAAUGAAGAUCAUAUUGUCUGUGUGUACAGUUUGUUUUAUGUUUGGAAUUGUACAUAUAUCAGCUGUUACCGAUGAGGAAUUCCAAGCUUUAUUUAUCAGGCUUACUGCGCUAGAAGAAAAACAAGUAAUUUCCGACAAGCGAAUAGGCUCGCUUGAAAGAGACAUUGUUUCGUACGUGAACAGAAUCGCUGAUCUAGAAACUUACUGGAAACUGUCUGACAGAAGAGUUGAUAUGCUUAAAAGGAAAAAUGAUAUCUCUAACAGAAGAAUAAUCGCGCUCGAGAAGAAACUGUCGGACAAAACAUUUGUAGAGCAUGAAAAAAGAAAGACACUGUCUGACAAAUUAAUCGAAGCGUUAAGAAAAAACAUGGCGCUACCUGACAUAAUAUUGCAAACUAUUGAAACGAAUGACACAUUACCUAUGGACAAGACCACCCAGAAUGAACGGAAAGUUGCUUCGACCGACAAGAAAAUUCGAUCAACUGCAGCACAUUCAUGCGGAAGCAGAAGAUUUGUUUCAGAAGGAAAUGUUGCUUUUACUGCAAUAAAAAACCUUAACCAGAAACAUAUUGGCUUAGAUCAGAACAUCAUCUUUGAGCAGAUUCUUACAAAUGAAGGAGGCGGGUAUGACCCUAUUCAUAGUGUUUUCAUAGCACCACAAGCCGGCCUUUAUGUUCUGUCAUCAGCUGUAACGACGACCAGUGAUGGAAUGUCUCAUACCGCUAUUGUUCGCAACGGAAACAACGUCGCACGCAUGUAUGGUCAUGGAAACAGUGGAUAUUUCGACCAAGGCAGUCAGAUGAUUGUGAUUAGGCUGAAUGCUGGAGAUGAAGUUGCUGUUCAAAAUAUCGACAUUCCAGACCUCACUAUUGUUGGCGGACUGUAUUCAUCAUUCAGUGGCUUUUUACUGUUGCCGCAAUAAUACACAUGUUUAUGUUGACUUACGUAGACAUAUGUGAUGACAUACAAAUACAUGUAUAUUGCCAAAAUAUAGAUAUACAUAGUUUUUAUUUAAACUAAUGUUACUUGAAAUUAUGCAAUCACUCAUAAUGCAGAAGACCUCUACUAUUAAUAUAUUUCCACAAACAUAGGUUACACGUCCAUUCGUUUUGUUUAAUUAUAACAGUUCUAUGCGACUAUUCUAUAUAAGAAACUUUGCACUCGACGUUCGUUUUAUAUUUUCAAUAUAAAUGUGACCAGGGGUCCGUUUCAUAAACGAUCGUACGAUAAUGUUAAUUUACGAGAUAAUUUUGUAAUCUUAAUAAGCAGACGAACUAGCUCGCUAGGCUCGUCAAAUAUAUACGAAUAUAUACGGCGCUAAAGAUGCCAAUGUAAGUAGUUAAGUACUGACAAUUGUUAAACAUAUGAUAUGGACUUGAGCAAUUAUGCAUAUUCGAAAAAUGUAUCGUAUCGUUAAUGUUUAUAACGAUGUUUAUUGAAACGGUCUCCAGGUUUGUUUAUGCACAAUAACUUUGUUUGUUUUACUGAAUACAAUAACUGCACAAGGAA
Messenger RNA from Dreissena polymorpha, 1529 nucleotides. Its product is annotated as collagen alpha-1(X) chain-like. Lineage: Eukaryota; Metazoa; Mollusca; Bivalvia; Myida; Dreissenidae. The record is from RefSeq and is a predicted model, not a curated record. The transcript has 2 exons. Gene Ontology annotation, molecular function: protein binding. The coding region runs from base 22 to 942 and encodes 306 amino acids.